AUGACUCCGACGCCAACGUCUGCUCAGCAGGAAUCACCACGUUUCUUUUGCCACGAAUGCAGUGUCAACGUGGAAGCACGAUUAGAUGAUGCCAGUGAGGAGGUCUGUUGUACGCAGUGCGGCGGUAAUUUUGUGGAAGAGAUCGACGAGGACGACCCACCGCAGAAUUUUCGAGCAGAUUUAGUGGAAGAGACACACCCACAGUCGGAGACACCUGAAACAUCUACAGAAGUUGACGCUCGUACUGAGAUUCGUAAUGAAUUUGGCGGCACUCGGCCCUUACCGCGUCCAGCAGGUCGAGCAGCGCGAUUUCCAGCUGCAGAUGAAGGACGACCAUUGCCUGAUUUAUUCCAGUUUUUGUCUGGUGCUACCGGGAAUGGGCGCGGUGCACGCUUCAUAAGCAGCAGUGGGAACCCUGUUGAGGUUUACGUCAGUGAAUUGGGAGAAGGCGGAGAUCCCUUGGAAAUUUUGAAUGCUCUGGGUGGUAUGUUCCCUAUGCUGACAGGAAACUCAGGCGACUAUGCGUUUGGAAACAUGGCUAAUGUAAUCAACCAAUUGAUGCAAAACGAUCAGAAUCGGCAUGGAGCUCCUCCAGCCGCUAAAGAAAUCGUGGAGCAGCUACCGAAGGUGAAAAUUACUCAGAAUGAAGUGGAUGGGAGCGCGGAGUGUACCGUUUGCAAGGAUUUCUUCGCGGUAGAUGACGAGGUCCACCGUCUACCGUGCGAGCACUCUUUCCACCCUGACUGUAUCUUGCCUUGGUUGAAGCAACAUAACUCGUGUCCACUUUGUCGAUUCGAGCUGCCCACAGAUGAUCCUGAUUAUGAGCGGCGGCGUGCGGCGUCGUCGUCCACGUAA
Messenger RNA from Peronospora farinosa, 855 nucleotides. The record is from the annotation of a GenBank genome assembly. Lineage: Eukaryota; Oomycota; Peronosporomycetes; Peronosporales; Peronosporaceae.